Messenger RNA from Heterotrigona itama, 1497 nucleotides. The record is from the annotation of a GenBank genome assembly. NCBI's taxonomy places the organism in Eukaryota, Metazoa, Arthropoda, Insecta, Hymenoptera, Apidae.
AUGUUGUCUGCCGUAUUCUUACACGCGACUGCAAGUUUGACAGUAUACGGUAAGGGUGGGGGCCACAGUGCGCAGCCAUAUUGGCUACUUGUGACUUUUGGGAGGAAGUGAGCAAAAAAUAAUACAACUUUUCUCGUUUCUACGUGAAAAAAUGUUGCCUUCGAGGAUUUUUCAUUGAUUUCACACAUUGGUCUUGCUAGCGCGAACACGAUUACGAUAGAACGUGUGAUCAUUUAUACAAGCUCAACUUUUUUUACGAAAAAUGGUAUGUUACUUUUUGAUUCGUAGAUUCUUCGUUUUAGAACAGUUAAAUCGUUCAUUAUGAAAUUUUACAAUGUUCCCAGCAUAUCUGCUUUAUUUUUCUUGCAGAGUUUCUUUGGGUUCGGUCAGUCGGCAGAUAUAGAGAUUACUUUGGAUGGUGCAGAAACUAGGAAAACUGCAGACAUUAAAUCUGAAGAUGGUAAAAAAGAGCGCCACUUGUUAUACUAUGACGGUGAAACCGUUUCUGGAAAGAUUAACAUUAGUCUUAGGAAAGCUGGUAAAUUGGAGCAUCAAGGUGUAAAAGUAGAGUUCAUUGGACAAAUCGAAUUAUAUUAUGAUAGAGGAAAUCAUCAUGAGUUUACAAGUCUAGUUAAAGAAUUAGCUAGGCCAGGAGAAUUAACUCAUAAUACAGUAUAUACUUUUGAAUUUGCAAAUGUAGAAAAGCCAUUUGAAAGUUACACAGGAUCUAAUGUACGACUAAGAUAUUUUCUCAAAGUAACAAUUGUUCGAAGACUUAGUGAUAUUGUUAAAGAACUUGAAUUAGUUGUGCACACUCUUAGUUCCUAUCCAGAUAUGAAUAACCCUAUUAAGAUGGAAGUUGGAAUUGAAGACUGUUUGCAUAUUGAAUUUGAGUAUAAUAAAAGCAAAUAUCAUUUAAAAGAUGUUAUUGUUGGAAAAAUAUAUUUUCUUUUGGUUAGAAUAAAAAUCAAACAUAUGGAAAUUGCCAUAAUAAAACGAGAAACUACUGGUUCUGGUCCACAUACAUUUACGGAAAAUGAAACUAUAGCAAAAUAUGAAAUAAUGGAUGGAGCACCAGUCCGAGGCGAGUCUAUUCCAAUAAGAGUCUUUCUAGCAGGUUAUGAUUUAGCACCUACAAUGCGUGAUAUCAAUAAAAAAUUUAGUGUUAGAUAUUACCUUAAUCUAGUUCUCAUGGACGAGGAAGAUCGUAGAUAUUUCAAACAACAAGAAAUAACCUUAUGGAGAAAGGGAGAAAAGAGUAGAAAAUCUCAAACUGCUUCUCCACAUAUGCCAUCGCAUUUAGUAUCGGCAGAAACGGGAUUUCCACAAGGAGCUGCUCAAAAUGGUCCGCCAUCUGUGACUCCACCAGUUCAAUCAGGACAACUACCAUCCGCUAACAUUACCAAUGUAGAGGAUGCACAAGCGCCAAUAGAAAGCAUGACACGCGAAGAAGGAGAUGGUGAAGGUGCAAAAGAAGUUAAUUCUGAAAGUAACUGA